Molecule: messenger RNA, 2722 nt
Organism: Nothobranchius furzeri (turquoise killifish)
Lineage: Eukaryota; Metazoa; Chordata; Actinopteri; Cyprinodontiformes; Nothobranchiidae
Product: caspase-6
Biological process (GO): positive regulation of neuron apoptotic process; apoptotic process
Cellular component (GO): cytoplasm
Source: RefSeq, a predicted model, not a curated record
UUGAUAUUUGUAUUGAGCCAAUCACAUCCUAGGGGCGGGGCCAGACGUGAGUUGGUUCUCUUCUUGUUCGGGUUCGGUGUUAGAAUCGGAAAUUUAAAGUUCUGUGAACAUGUCUAACAAGUCGGAGGCUAGCAGCGGAGGAAGUGCUGCAAAUGACAGUAAGACAACCACUGACAGCAAAGUUUGCACAGAGAACUUAACAGAGACGGAUGCCUUCAUCACAAACUCUUUAAACCUGGAUCCCGCAGAGGAGUACAAUAUGGGCCACAAACAACGAGGGCUCGCUCUUAUCUUUAAUCAGGACUACUUCUACUGGCUUCUGGGGUUAGGUGCCAGAAGUGGAUCAGAAGCUGAUCGCAACAACUUGGCGAGAAGACUGAAGCAGCUAAACUUCGAAGUGAGGUGUUACGACAACCUCAAACAGGUGGAGAUCCUGGAAAAAAUCCAUGAAGCUGCUGAGGAGGACCAUUCGGACGCCGACUGCUUUCUGCUCACCUUCAUGAGCCACGGCGAGGACGAUCACGUUUUCGCCCACGAUGGAAAGAUUAACAUCCAGGAGAUCACAGCCAUGUUUAAAGGAGACAAGUGCAAGACACUUGUAGGGAAACCAAAGAUCUUCAUAAUGCAGGCAUGUCGCGGGGACAAACACGAUGUGCCGGUAACUCAGUGCGAUGUUGUGGACAAUAAGGUAAAUGAGGUGGUGGUCGACGCCAGCUCCAUCCACACACUCCCUGCUGGUGCUGAUUUUGUCAUGUGCUACUCUGUGGCUCAGGGUUACUUUUCCCACAGGGAGACUGUCAAUGGCUCCUGGUACAUCCAGGAUCUGUGUGAGCUGCUUUGGAGGUUCGGCAAUACCCUUGAAUUUACAGAGUUACUCACCCUGGUCAACAGGAAAGUGUCUAUGAGGUCUGUCGGGAACGCCAGAGACCCUAAUGCUAUUGGGAAGAAGCAAGUGCCCUGCUUUGCUUCGAUGCUCACUAAGAAACUCUAUUUUAGAACAAAUAAGUAACGCCCUAGGGCUGCAGGUUAAAGGUGUGGUUAACUGAAAAAACACUUUUUAAUUAUUAUUUCUGAUUAUAAUUGGUUACUUAGAAAUUUUCAUGCAGGCUGAACAUGAAAUGUCUUCCUGCGUUAGCUUCUGACAGAAAAUAUACAGUGAAAUGCUAGGAUUUGAAAAUCCUCACGUACCUAUGUCACACUGUGAAUUUGCAUUCAUGGCCUCGCCCCUCUUGGCUCGUGCCCGCCCACAGGAAGGAUUUAAAAAAAUGCAGCUAGAGCGGAGAGCAUUGCCUAAUCCCAAUACUCGCACUUUGCACCCUUCAUUUGUGCGUUCCCGGCCAGGGGUGCGAGUGCGUAGGGUGUCCCGAUUCUCAAGUGCGGAACGUGGCCACGCCCUCAUUGCACCCUUAAUCUGCACUUCACCCAAGUCCGCAGCGAUGCGGACCUCGGGCAAGGGUAUUACCCACAAGUCAUUGCUGCAGGAGAAAAGGCUCAAGUUCUUUUUCUGAAAUUAGUUACAUUUAUGACGAUUAUUUGAUGCUCUAAAACUUUUAGACAAAGCAGCAAUAAAUGUAAAUUUGUUUCAAAUAACUGCUGCUUGUUUAAAAGUUGUUAAUAAAGGUUUUUAAAAAAAGUAUCACAGCGACCAGCAUCCCGGCAUGCGUUGCGAUCGAUGACGCAAUGCUCACGGUUUCAAUUCUUCAAUUAUUUGCACACUUGUGUAUGACACACUCACCCUACUGCGCACUUUCUCCAAGUGCACUUUGCUGAAGUCCACAGGGCGCAGUGUGAGUAUUGAGAUUGGGCCCAUCUUGGUGAUAUUGACUUUGCAACAUGGCUGUACGCGUUCUCUUAGCCAAUCAGAAGCAAAGUGUGUGCAUAUCAUUAAUGAGUAAUCCUGCUGUUUUCAGCCCACCUCUGCACCAGCAAACUUCUGCAUCUUAGAAUAUCUUAGAAUAGGAGCAUUAUAGCUUUUUUUAAAAUGACUCAUAAGUCACUGAUUUACACUAGAGAACACUGCAGAUUUAUUGAGUCGAGUAAACCACACCUUUAAAACUAGCUUUAAGAGGGGAACACUAUCAGGGGAAAGGAAAAGUAUCAUGUAGUUUACAACCUUAAUGCUUCAAGUAAAAUAACGUGCUACAAGUUCAGAAACCACAGUUUGUCGCUUUAAAAGCAUAUUACAUUGUGUUGGUGGGUGGUUUUUUUUUUUUUUUUUGCACUUUUACUCCAGUGUCAUAUUCAAAACUUCUUUGACUACAUUUUCCCACCGGUAAAAGGUUUUUAACUAUAGGCUGGAACUUCCAGGGAUAUCUGUCUUUUAUGUCUUAGAGCUGCAGUUUUGUUCCAUCAGAUCAUCAUUCUUAUUUUUAAAAAGGGAAUUGCCGUUUGUGCCGUACGUCUAGCUGUUGUUCGUGGUACGAUAUUGAAUAAAACAGCACUCUUAAAUCACAAUCUCAGGAAACCUAAUUAAUUGCCCUUUGGGACCAAUAAAGUUUUCUGAAUCCAACACAGGAGUGCAUUUUCUUGUAGCUGUAGGGUGGACUUUAGUGACUUCCUGCUGUCGUAUCAUCUUUAUCAAAAUGAAACCUACCAGAAUAACCGCUGAUGCGUUAAUUUUUUUGUUUUUUGUGAUCAAAUCACUGAGAUUUUGUACAACUGUAGCUUUUUAGCUGCUGGUUUGGUUUAAUACUCUGAAAUAAAAAAAUAAUCUGGGCAAAAA